AUGGGACAGACUGUCACAACCCCCCUUAGCCUUACUUUACAGCACUGGAAGGAUGUUCAAGUGACAGCCAGCAAUCUUUCGGUGGAAGUCUGGAAGAGAAAAUGGACAACCUUCUGUUCAUCAGAAUGGCCCACCUUUAAUGUUAAUUGGCCACGGGAAGGAACCUUUAACUUGACUAUUGUUUUACAGGUCAAGGCCAAAAUAAUGGACCCGGGACCACAUGGACACCCAGACCAGGUCCCUUAUAUUGUUACCUGGGAGGCUCUUGUUUUAGACCCUCCCCCUUGGAUUAAGCCCUUUUUAUUCGCCCUAAACCUCAAAGUCCCUACCCCCUUAACCAUCCCAUCUGCCCCCCAGCUUUCUCUCCCACUCCUUCCUUCCCCAACUCCCCAUCCCCCUCCAAAUACUUCACUUUACCCAGCCCUUGUUCCUUUAGAAAAUAAAAAGCAGGCUCCAGAAAAGGACAGGCCUACUGCCCCGAAGGUUUUACCACCGGGGGAAGACGUCCUGCUGGACUUACUGACCGAGGAUCCGCCACCCUAUCAAGGGGCCGCUCCCCAACCUUCGGGAGCGGAAGCUGCCGCUCCUCAACCACCUGCCGACCCCGCACCAUCCCCAAUCGCUGGCCGGCUUCGAGAACGCCGGGAACAGGCCACAGACUCUGCCACCACCUCUCGAGCCUUCCCCUUGCGCGCGGGGUUGGGUGGGCAGUUACAGUAUUGGCCUUUCUCAGCCUCCGACUUAUAUAACUGGAAAAAUAACAAUCCUCCCUUUAGCCAAGAUCCCUCCAAAUUAACUUCUUUAAUUGAAUCUAUUUUGGUAACUCAUCAACCUACUUGGGAUGAUUGCCAACAGCUAUUACAGGUACUACUGACUACUGAGGAAAGACAACGCGUUUUCCUCGAAGCAAGGAAAAACGUCCCCGGAGAGAAUGGGCGUCCCACUCAACUACCCAAUGUGAUAAACGCUGCUUUUCCUUUGGAACAGCCGAACUGGGAUUUUGACACCCCUAAGUCAGCUCCAGAUAUCAGAAAGAAAUUAGAAAGGCAGGAAAAUCUCCAGACAAUGUCCCUACACGACUUGCUCAAGGAAGCCGAACGCAUUUAUAAUAAAAGAGAGACUCCAGAAGAGAAGGAGGAAAGGCUCAGAAAGGAAGCAGAAGAGAGGGAGAGUGCACGCGAUCGUAAAAGAACUAAAGAAAUGAGUAAGUUACUGGCCACCAUAGUAACAGGGCAGAGACAGGAUAGACAGAAGGGAGACAGGCAGGGUACCCAAGUGGAGAAGGAUCAGUGUGUAUACUGUAAAGAAAAAGGGCAUUGGGUGAGAGACUGUCCAAAAAGACCCCGGGGACCUCGAAGACCAAGACCCCAAACAUCCCUGUUAACUCUGGAUGAUUAGGGGGGUCCAGGCCAGGAGCCCCCCCCUGAGCCUAGGAUAACUCUGGAAGUUGGGGGGCAACCCGUCACCUUCCUGGUGGACACGGGGGCCCAACACUCGGUGCUGACCACAACCCCCGGACCCCUGAGUGACCGAUCAGCCUGGGUCCAAGGAGCCACUGGAGGAAGGCGGUACCGAUGGACCACCGACUGUAAAGUACAGCUGGCUACCGGUAAGGUGACGCACACUUUCUUGCAUGUUCCCGACUGCCCCUAUCCCCUGCUGGGAAGAGACUUGCUUACUAAAUUAAGGGCGCAAAUUCAUUUCGAGGAAACGGGGGCACGCAUUACCGGACCCAAGGGACAGCCAUUGCACGUACUGACUCUUGGGAUAGAGGACGAGUACAGGUUGUAUGAACAAGAAAAGAGCAAAGAAGACCCGUGUAUACAUUCCUGGGUACAAAAAUUCCCGCAAGCUUGGGCUGAGACGGGAGGCAUGGGCUUGGCCGUCCACCAGUCCCCUCUAGUAAUUCUGCUAAAAGCCACUGCCUUACCUAUAUCCAUCAAGCAAUACCCGUUGUCCCAGGAAGCCCGCCAGGGAAUUCGCCCUCACAUAAAGAGACUGCUGGACCAAGGAAUACUAACCCCCUGCCAGUCUCCUUGGAAUACCCCACUACUCCCAGUCAAAAAGCCGGGAACCCAGGACUAUAGACCAGUGCAGGACUUGAGAGAAGUCAAUAAGCGGGUUGAGGACAUCCACCCCACGGUCCCUAAUCCAUAUAACCUACUGAGUGGACUGCCCCCUACUCACGUCUGGUAUACGGUUUUGGAUUUAAAGGACGCAUUUUUCUGCUUGCGAAUCCACCCCAGUAGCCAACUUAUUUUUGCCUUCGAAUGGAAGGAUCCAGAAUUGGGAGUAUCAGGACAAUUGACUUGGACUAGGCUACCCCAGGGAUUUAAAAACAGCCCUACACUGUUUGAUGAGGCGUUACACCGAGACCUAGCCGAUUUUAGAAUCCAACACCCAACCUUAAAAUUGCUCCAAUAGGUAGAUGAUCUUCUAUUGGCAGCCCAGACAGAGGAGGACUGUAAAUCAGGAACUGAAGCCCUCUUGCAGGCCCUAGGCACCCUAGGAUACAGGGCCUCCGCAAAGAAGGCGCAAAUUUGCCAAAAGCAAGUCACAUAUUUAGGAUAUCAGAUCAAGGAUGGGCAGAGGUGGCUGACAGAGUCUCGCAAACGAGCAAUUAUGGAUAUUUCCCCACCCCAGAGCCCAAAACAACUGCGGGAAUUUCUGGGUACAGCUGGAUUUUGUCGUCUAUGGAUCCCCGGCUUUGCGGAAAUGGCCGCCCCUCUGUACCCGCUGACAAAACCAGGGACGUUGUUUGCCUGGGGAGAGAUCCAACAAAAAGCCUUCAAAAACAUCAAGGAGGCCCUUUUACACUCCCCGGCUUUAGGAUUGCCAAAUCUAACCAAACCUUUUGAGCUAUUUGUAGAUGAAAAACAAGGGUACGCAAAAGGAGUCCUAACCCAAAAGCUGGGACCCUGGAGACGUCCUGUGGCCUAUCUCUCCAAAAAGCUGGAUCCGGUUGCUUCCGGUUGGCCCCCAUGCCUGCGGAUGGUAGCGGCCAUUGCAGUUCUGGUAAAAGACUCGGGUAAGCUCACCCUGGGACAGCCGCUUAUCAUUCUGGCCCCACAUGCAGUAGAGGCCCUGGUCAAACAACCACCAGACCGCUGGCUUUCUAACGCCCGCAUGACGCACUACCAAGCCAUGCUCCUGGAUAAAGACAGAAUACAGUUCGGGCCUGUGGUAACUUUAAAUCCAGCCACCUUGCUACCACAACCGGGGGAGGCGGAACCCCAUGACUGCUUGCAAAUUCUGGCCGAAGUACAUGGAACCCAACCCAACUUGACCGACCAGCCCCUCCGAGAUGCUGAUUUCACCUGGUACACAGAUGGGAGCAGCUUCUUGGACAACGGGGAGCGAAAGGCUGGAGCCGCUGUCACCACCGAGACUGAGGUAAUUUGGGCCAAGGAACUUCCGCCCGGAACGUCGGCUCAGCGUGCCGAACUGAUCGCCCUGACCCACGCACUUAGAAUGGCAAAGGACAAGAGACUCAAUGUCUACACUGAUAGUCGCUAUGCCUUUGCUACAGCUCAUGUGCAUGGAGAAAUCUAUCGCAGGCGGGGCUUACUGACCUCAGAGGGCAAGGAAAUCAAGAACAAGCCUGAAAUCUUGGCCCUACUCGAGGCCUUGUUCUUGCCCCAGAAACUGAGCAUUAUGCACUGUCCGGGACACCAAAAAGGACAGACCCCGGAAGCAAGGGGCAAACGACUAGCUGAUGAGACGGCCCGAAAGGCAGCGCUAACAGGGACCCUAAAAACCCCAGUCCUCCCGGUAGCGGCUAAACCUCAGACAAAAAGACUCAGUCCGCUCCCAUACAGUCCAGAGGACAUGGACGACCUAAAGAAAAUGGGGGCCACUUUUGACCCCGGAGAAGGGAUUUGGACAUAUGAUGAAAAAACAGUUUGGCCCAGAAAAUGGACUCAUCAGAUGAUAGACCGCCUCCAUAAACUAACCCACCUCAGCAACCGAAAAAUGAAGACCCUCCUUGACCGUGAAGAGGGACUGAAGUAUCUCCUGGGAAAAGAAGACAGCCUACAAUCGGUGACAGAUCAGUGCACAAUAUGCGCACGCGUCAACGCCGGAAAGACCAAAGUAGGACCAGGAGUGCGGGUGCGGGGACAGCGGCCAGGGACCCACUGGGAGAUCAACUUCACAGAAAUAAAACCUGGACAGUAUGGAUAUAAGUAUCUCCUAGUGUUCGUGGACACAUUUUCAGGAUGGGUAGAAGCUUUCCCUACCAAACAAGAAACCUCCAGAGUGGUAACAAAGACUGAUGGAAGAAAUUUUUCCCGGGUAUGGUAUGCCACAGGUGUUGGGGACUGA
Molecule: messenger RNA, 4323 nt
Organism: Dipodomys spectabilis (banner-tailed kangaroo rat)
Lineage: Eukaryota; Metazoa; Chordata; Mammalia; Rodentia; Heteromyidae
Biological process (GO): proteolysis; virion assembly; DNA integration
Molecular function (GO): zinc ion binding; RNA-DNA hybrid ribonuclease activity; aspartic-type endopeptidase activity
Source: RefSeq, a predicted model, not a curated record